Molecule: messenger RNA, 3504 nt
Organism: Eremomyces bilateralis CBS 781.70
Lineage: Eukaryota; Fungi; Ascomycota; Dothideomycetes; Eremomycetales; Eremomycetaceae
Product: cysteine proteinase
Exons: 3
Coding region: 73-3186 (1037 amino acids)
Biological process (GO): protein deubiquitination
Cellular component (GO): cytoplasm
Molecular function (GO): cysteine-type deubiquitinase activity
Source: RefSeq, a predicted model, not a curated record
AACAACAUCGAUCAGCAGGCUCCUGUAUGCGUCGACAUCACCGUUCCGUUCCGCGCCACUAACUUAUAGCAGAUGAACUUCUUGGUGACUGAAGCCAGUCAAGCACUGUCAGUUAGCGAGUCGCUGCUUACCUUCAAGCGGAGCCCCGACCUAGCGUAUAUCGAAUAUCUAGUCGCAUACGAGAUCGUCGUUAAUCGGAUCCCACGCCACAUUGACUAUAUCACGUUACAAACGGAUCGAGGUACCCUGCAUCGCAUGUAUCGGGAUCUUGUAAAGAAGAUUCAGAGCAAAGAGUCGCAGUUCUCGAAUAUCAAAGAGAUAAUCAUCAAUGACAACCGGAGGAGUGGAAUUCUACCAGAAACAAAGGCAGCGUAUGAUGCCGAGUCUCAGUCCCGGCCUUCAACGGCAGACAGCCCUGAUUCAUACCAAGGACAACAUCACAGAAACUCGAUAUCGGGCAACGGCGGGAACAUGGAAUCGUCGCAUUACCCAUCGGAUGCUUCAAAAUACUUGGCCUACCGACCAGGAACACCGAACGGUACUUCAGGUCGCUCGACCCCUGCUGACUCAUCCAACUCUCCAAGAUCGAAGCCGCCUGUGAGACCGAAACCCGAGAAUCUACACGGGCGCGUGGUAAACGGGUCAGCCUAUCCUCCUGCCGGGUCACGGCUCAGUGAUCCACUACGUGAAAGGUUCGCCGGGUUAAGAUCCGGAGCAAACGGCGAUCGUCCGUCCCAGGAAGGGGCAUCAUCAUACCCUGAGCCCCCGCUGCGCAUGCCGUCACCAUCUGAUUUUGGCACGUCCACGACUACUCGCGCAUCGCAAUCAGGAGCAGGCGCGCAGCCUAGACCUGCGGGUCCGAGAUCGAUUCCGAAAUCAACUCACCGCCCUCCCCAUCCGCCGAAACUUCCAUUGGACACGAACUUCAACCCAUCGCUUCCAAAAGAACCAAGUCCGACGUAUAGCCCAGCUCGCAAUAUGGCGACUCCCGCUAGCAUUCCACCUCCUCGUGCGACACCUCGAAGCAUAGUUGGCUCAGGUGGACAUUACACCCAGACAUCAGGAUCCAACUCUCAGUGGUCUGGUACGUCUCAGGAACAAUCGUAUUUUGACGGUCGGCGCGAUGUUUCCUCUCAACAGUCAAGAAGAGCUAGCACCUCGGCGACAUUCGGGGCCCACAUAAGCCCCAAGAAGCUUUAUGACUUGAUCAAAAUAUCGACCGUGCUAUUAAUUGAUGUGCGGCACCGAGACGAAUUCGAUGAAGGGCAUAUAUACGCUCCCAAUGUCAUGUGCAUCGAGCCGAGUCAGUUGCGGGAAGACAUGUCUGCGGAUGAAUUAGAGGACUCGCUUGUACUGUCACCCGAUGGGGAACAGCAAUCCUUCUCUCGUCGUCAGGAGUACAGUUACGUGGUCUUCUACGAUAAGAACACCGCCUCCGUGAACUUCACAACCCUCACUCCGCGGAAUGGAUCAGAAGGGGCCAUGAAAAUCCUUUACGAUGCGCUGUUACAGUACAACUCCAAACCUUUGAGGCUCAAGCCGAUUCUCCUCCAAGGCGGACUCGACGCAUGGAUCGAGCUUCUGGGCACUCAGUCCUUGUUGUCUAGCCACACGACCGCGACCAAAGCAAUGAAGGCGUCGCGGCCAGCACGUAAAGCGCCAAUUCUCCCGGGUAGUGGCCCGAUAUACGACAAGGCACAUCGAGAAGUGCCGGAGAUGGAGCCCGAAGAAGUGCAGCAUUGGUCAGAGCGGGCACAGCAAGAGAGUUUGCCCAUGGACUCCCAGACCUUCGUUCCUGAAAGUGAGGAAUACCCGAUGGUGCGCACGACAGCGGAUUUCCUCCGCCGCUUCCCUGACGUAACCACUUUGGAAAAGCAGUCGAUGGUCUCGCCUCCUUCUCGACCGCCCCCUACAAGCUCUCUCCCUACGGUGCCAACAAGGCCGGCACCGGCCGCUCCUAGAGUUAGCUACAACGGUGUACAUGAACGAGACUCGACACGUUAUCCCACCAUCCGAGGUCCCCCGCAAGUUUCCUACAACUACACUUACGAUAUGCGGGAUAUUCGGAUACCGAAAGCCGGAUUGGUUAAUUGUGGUAACAGCUGUUUCAUGAAUUCCGUGGUCCAAGCCUUGAGCGGCACCUUGCGAUUAUCAUCUUUUCUCCGAGACGGCUCGUACCGCAAAUAUAUCCAGACCGAGAAUUGGAAAGGUUCCCGGGGUCUCGUCUCGCAGCACUUUUCCAACCUCCUCUUACACCUUUGGCAGAACGAUGUCACCGCUGUUCGACCAUCCACAUUCCGGAAUCUCAUGGGGAGAAUUUCGACCAAAUGGUCGGAUGGUCAACAACAGGACGCGAAGGAAUUUUGGGACGUAUUGAUCGACCUCAUGCAUGAAGACCUGAACGCCACUUGGAACAAUGCACCUCCACACCAGCUCACUCCAGCCGAGGAGGCGAAAAGAGAGCGGAUCGGCAAGGCUUUCGCCGCAAAGAUCGAAUGGAACCGGCAUAUUAAGCGCAACGAAAGCUUCAUUACCAGUCUUUUCGGCGGCCAGUUUACCUCCCGCGUUAAAUGCGGGACAUGCAGAAAUACGUCGACAAUAUAUGAGCCGUUCUUCAGCAUCUCUGUCGACAUCCCUCGGGGUGGUAAUCCGCGGCUCGGGGAGUGCAUCGACCGAUACUGCGCGGAAGAUCAGAUUGAUGGCCAGUGGAAUUGCCCGACCUGCAACCAAUAUCGCGCUGCCACUAAGCAGGUUACAUUCACUCGCGCCCCUGAGAUCCUGGUCUUUCAUUUUAAGCGCUUCGACGCCUCGUUGUCAGAUAUCAAGGUCGCCACGCCGGUCAACUUCCCUCUGACCGGGCUAGAUCUCGGGCGAUGGAUGAUCCCUCCUCCCACCGACGAUGAAAUUCAGACCAACACGCGGGACCGCGGGCCAGAUGACAGCGCGCUUCCGCCGUCGAUGACACCGCCGUAUAUCUACAAUGCAUACGCCGUCAUUCGGCACAUCGGCACCACGAUUACGGGGGGCCAUUACACCGCCUUGGUCAAGAACCCGGGCAUGAAUUGCUGGAUGCAUUAUAACGACGCGACGGUGACUGAAUUCCGGCCGGAGCAGCGGCAUCCGGGCGAUGCGUUGCAGAACGGGCAGGCAUAUUUGGUGUUUUAUGAGCGAGUUCGGGCGACAUGAGAUGAGUAGCGACGGCGUAUUCGGCGCAAAGCGGUUGGCUUUUUGGAAUGAUUUUCGGCUUAUAGCUCCGAGUCAUAUCAUGGCGGCGUCAAGCCGGAAUUGGAUUUCAUGACCAGCAUUGAUAUCUUUCGACGAUCUAAGUGUUGUAGGUGGAGUCCAGCCUCAACCCAGGUCCUAAUUGCGGUGGAUGAGAAUCUUGACGGCAACUUAUCGGACCUCCACCUUCAGUGUGAAUAAAGUAGUCCAGUCUUGAACAAAUUUAUCAACGAUGUACAAAUGUCACAGACGUGACAUCCGAACCGUACUCUAGGAAUAUAC